AUGUUAAGAAUUAUUAAUAAUAAUAUUACAACUAAUAGUAAUAAUAUAUUUAAAUCUAUCAUUGGAUUAGCCAGUAAUAGUAACAGUAAUAGUAGUUUACAUAAUGGAUUAGGUUAUAAUAUUAGUAAAUAUUUUAAUUAUAAUAAUAUUAGUAAUAGUAAUAAUAGUAAUAAUAUAAAUUCAAUAUUAUCAACUACAGUAUUAUUUAAUAGAUCUAAUAAUAAUAGUAUAUUUAAUAAUGGUUUUAGAAGUGAUGAUAAUUAUAAUGAUAGUGGUGAUGUUGGUGUUAGAUAUUAUGCAUUUAGAAAGAGAGAAUCAAAGAAAAAGUUAAAUAAGAUAAAGAGUAAUGAUAAUAAUAGGGAUAGAGGUGCAAAGCGACAGCCUAAACAAAGACCAAAGUUACAAUCAAUGAAAGUAUCGAGAGAUCUAGAUACACAAGAGAAACUCAUUGAAGACAAGAUGAAUGAACUCGAGGAUAGAAUCACUGAAAAUAAAAAGUCAUCAAGAUCAAGAAAAUCAAAUAGCAAUAAUAAUAAUGAUUCGGACGAGAAUAUCAAAUCAAAUAAACCAUCAACAUCAUAUAAACCAAGAAGAGGAAGAGUAAAGAUUAGUUUUGAUUUCUUAAAUGAAAAGAAUGAGAGUGAGCAACAACAACCAGAACAAGAACAAGUAGAAGAUGUUUUAUUGGAGGGAGAAGUAGAUGAAGAGAAUCAAUUGAAUAUAAAGAAUCAAGAAGUUUUAAUUCCAAAAGUACCAAGAAAAUCUAAAAUUAUUUCAACAACAACUUCAACAACCUCAACAACUGCAACACCAACAACUUCAAAAACUAAAAAAGAAAAGAUUAAAAAAGAAAAAGAUGAAGUUGAUAAUGAUGAUGAUGAUGAUGAAGACGAUGAACCAAAUCAAGUUCAAUUAAUUCUGGAAAGUAGAAAGAAAGAAGAGAAUUCAGUUUUAUGUGAUGAUGGAAAAUCUGUUGCUACAAAGGUGGUUGAAGAUCUAGAUGGAAUGCGUGUAGAUCGUUGGGUUUCCAAUCAUUAUCCGGUGAUUACACAUUCACUACUUUGUAAAUGGAUUAGAAGCAACAAGAUAUCGGUCAGUGAUUCGUUGAAUGGCGAAAGAAAACAGGUGGAGUUGAACGAUCGUUUGGUCACUGGACAAUGGGUCAACGUGCCGAUGAAGGCGCUGAAAGAACAACGAUUGGCAGACCGCAAAGAACCAACGAAAUACGCCAGACUCAGCGAUGAGGAGAUCAAAGAGAUUCGUGACUCUGUGCUCUACAAGGACGACCAGCUGUUGAUCAUCAACAAACCACAGGGUCUGUCGGUGCAGGGUGGAACUGGCCUGAAGAAACAUCUCGAUAUGAUGAUGUCGCAUCUGAAGUUUGAGCUGGAAGAAGCACCACGAUUGUGUCACCGUUUGGAUCGAGAAACCAGUGGAAUAUUAAUUCUGGCGAGAACGCGCAAGGCUGCCACUGCAAUGGCUGACAAAUUCGAGAUGAAGCUGAAGCGACGAACAACCAGACAAGACAGAGACAAGAAGGAUAAACAAAAGAAAGAUGGUAGUGGUAGUGGUAGUAGUAGUAAGAAAGAUAAAGAUAGAAGUGGUGGUGAAGACGAAGAGCUGAGAGAUGACAACGGUAUUAGAAAGACGUAUUGGGCGUUGCUGACAUCGACACCCAAUCCAAAGGAGGGUCGUAUACGUGCGCCUCUCAAGAAGGUGGUGCAGGAUGGCGAGGAGAUGGUGAUUGCUACCAAGGAAACAGGUGAUGGAGCGAAACUAGCGAUUACAGAGUACAAGGUGGUAGAGAGUUCGCUGACCAACGCAUCGUUUGUCUCUUUGUGGCCAGAGACUGGAAGAACACAUCAACUCAGAGUUCAUUGUGCAUCGAUUCUGAGCUCACCGAUUGUCGGUGACAAGAAAUACGGAAAGAACGACUCCGUUGCAUUCCAAAGUGUACUUGGUAAGAAGAUACCACUGCACCUUCACGCCAGAAGAGUAGAGUUUUUCCAUCCAGAGACCAACAAAAAGAUUGAUGUCGUUGCACCAUUGCCUAAAAACCUUGAAAACUCAUGGGAUAUGCUUGGUUUUACUGCUCAUGAUACAAAAUAA
This is a messenger RNA of Heterostelium album PN500, 2109 nucleotides long. Its product is annotated as RluA family pseudouridine synthase. Gene Ontology annotation, biological process: pseudouridine synthesis. Lineage: Eukaryota; Evosea; Eumycetozoa; Acytosteliales; Acytosteliaceae. The record is from RefSeq and is a predicted model, not a curated record. The transcript has a single exon. Gene Ontology annotation, molecular function: RNA binding; pseudouridine synthase activity. The coding region runs from base 1 to 2109 and encodes 702 amino acids.